Molecule: messenger RNA, 834 nt
Organism: Aspergillus chevalieri
Lineage: Eukaryota; Fungi; Ascomycota; Eurotiomycetes; Eurotiales; Aspergillaceae
Product: SDR family NAD(P)-dependent oxidoreductase
Exons: 4
Coding region: 1-834 (277 amino acids)
Molecular function (GO): oxidoreductase activity
Source: RefSeq, a predicted model, not a curated record
AUGACUGUGCUAGACGGUAUUGCCAUUGUUACCGGCGCUGGUAGCGGCAUUGGCCGGGAAUGUGCCCUGGGGUUUGCAUUCGCUGGAGCGGCCGGUGUCGUCUUCGCGGAUAGAAAUCUUCAUGCAGCUGAGGAAGCUGCUGAGACUAGCCGCAGGGUUGCCAAUAAUACUGAUCCUUAUCAUCCAAUGGCUAUUCAGGUGGACGUGGCGGACAGACAGAGUGUCGAGGGGAUGCUUUCGCAGACGCUGGAGACGUUUGGACGAGUGGACUAUUGUGUUAAUGCAGCAGGUAUGGCCAUGCGCGGGCCACGCAGUAUCCUUGACCUGAUGCCUGAUGAAUUCGACCAACUGUACCAUGUCAAUGUCCGAGGCACAACGAACUGCCUACAAACCAUUGCCAAACAGAUGCAAAACCAAGAUCUUCGCACGGUAUCCACCAGGAAUGGUCCGCGCGAGAUCGGCCGAGGCGUGAUCGUGAACCUGGGUUCGAUGCACUCACACAUCGCUGCCAAGGAUAUUGCGCAUUAUACCAUGUCCAAACAUGCCGUUUUGGGGUUGACAAAGAGUGCUGCCCUGGAUCUAGCUCCUCAUGGCAUACGCGUUAACAGCGUUUGCCCGACAUGGGUCGACACGCCCAUGAUCGAUGCUGUUGAGGGCAGCGAGCAACUACGAGCCAUGGUCAAUGAUGUUGUGCCGCUAGGGCGCAUUGCACAACCGGACGAGGUGGCUGAUGUGGUCUUGUUUCUGUGCAGCCCACAGGCUAAUUAUGUAACGGGGAGUGGCUGGAUGAUCGAUGGCGGAUUAUCAUAUUUUCGUGAGGUCGGCUACUUCUGA